Cucumis melo (muskmelon) is the source of this 1867-nucleotide messenger RNA. Its product is annotated as protein ABIL2. The coding region runs from base 597 to 1580 and encodes 327 amino acids. NCBI's taxonomy places the organism in Eukaryota, Viridiplantae, Streptophyta, Magnoliopsida, Cucurbitales, Cucurbitaceae. The transcript is spliced from 10 exons. The record is from RefSeq and is a predicted model, not a curated record.
CAAGAAGAAAGAAAAAAAAUGGUGGAAUGAAGGGUUUUAGGGACCCAUCAUUCCAAACAUACAGAAAAAAGUGGCAACCAUUAGAGGCAAUGAUGGGGAGAGAGAAGUAAAUUAAUGGAAUUUUCAUAUACAAAAUCCCCACUUUUGCUUCAAACAGAACAGGACUUCUCAGCUUCCAUUUCCAUUUUUUUUUUCUUUUUCUCUCUUUUAAAACCCAAAACCACAAUGCCCCUGAUUUUCUGGCUUAAUAUUCGACGUGCUCGCCUUGAUGUUUGUCUCUCCCAUUUCCCUUCAAACGCCGACCACCCUCUUUUUCCCCUUCAAAACUUUCCCUUCAUACAUUUUAUUACAGGGGUUUUCUAAAUUGUCGUUUUUCUCUUCUUCAGUCAAAAUCUUUUACCAAACCCACUUGGUUUUUUGCCUUCUUUUGGUUCUAUUCACCGUGUUUUCACAUUUUGAGGCUGAAAAAUCAGAUGGGUUUUCGCCUACUCUCCUGUUUAUAGCUUCUUCAACCUCUUCAGUUUCAUAACAAUAGGGACAGACUUAGUAGUUUGUGUUCCAAUCUCAUUUUCUGGACUGAAACCAAAUCUUGUACAAUGCCUAUCUCACAAGAAACAUCCAAUUUUGAUGAGAUUUCUAUGAAGCAGAGUUUGAUUUUCUCUGAUUGUCUCAAGGAUUUAAAGAACCUGAGGGCGCAAUUAUACUCAGCAGCAGAGUAUUUUGAACUCUCAUACACAAAUGAUGACCAAAAACAGAUAGUGGUAGAAACAUUGAAAGAUUAUGCUGUUAAAGCUCUUGUGAAUACUGUGGAUCACUUAGGUUCUGUUACUUUUAAGGUUAAUGAUCUUUUGGAUGAAAAGGUUGAUGAAGUCUCUGGAACAGAGUUUAGGGUGUCAUGCAUUGAACAGAGGCUAAGAACGUGUCAAGAGUAUAUCGAUCAUGAAGGGCAUUCCCAACAAUCCUUGGUGAUAAAUACACCAAAGUAUCACAAGCGCUACAUAUUACCAGUUGGGGAGACCAUGAAUGGGGGUACCCAAACUAAAUCCAAGUACCAAGGGUGCAACCUAGAUGAUGAAGAUGAGUGGCACCAAUUUAGAAAUGCCGUCCGAGCAACUAUCAGAGAAACGCCACCAUCCAUUAUAAGUAAAGAAAAUUCUCCUGUGCCUUCUCAACGAGCAUCCCCGUCCCCGCAACCUAGAACAUUCUCAUUCACAUCUACCAUGCCCAAGAAGGAAUUAGAUAAGCGAUCAGUUUCACCACAUCGGUUUCCACUUUUGCGUUCUGGUUCGCUCUCGAGUAGGCCAAAGACACAAGGCUCAAGUCGAUCGACUACUCCCCACUCAAGUCGGCCAACCACUCCAAGUAAUUCCAAUGGCCAACGGCGGUAUCCUUCAGAACCUCGGAAAUCAGCAUCGAUGCGAAUACCAGCAGAAAGAGAAAGGGAAAGGGAAAGGGAAAAGGACAACAGCAAGGAUGUUGAACAAUAUCCCAGCAAAAGCAAGCGCCUCUUAAAGGCCCUGCUUAGCCGACGCAAGUCGAAGAAAGACGACAUGUUGUACACUUAUUUGGAUGAAUACUAGUACAAGAGUUUCAAGAAAACAAUGAACAGCAGUGGAAUCAGCUGGUGCAUGAGGGCUUCAAAUUCAAUUCUAUAGAGAUACCACUUUGUAUUGAAACCAUUUCUUUGUUACCAUUAUUGUAAUUCCAUAUAGCAGUUUUCCUUCAUCCCAUGCUGAAAUCAUUUCUUUGUUGUUAUUAUUAUUAUUUUCUUUUUUUUUUUACUUCAAAUUAUAGUAAUACAAGUGAUAUCAUCGUGGUACAUAAAACAGCGCCCUCUAUUCUUCAAUGUAAACUUCUUUUUUCCCUA